Messenger RNA from Arctia plantaginis, 450 nucleotides. The record is from the annotation of a GenBank genome assembly. Lineage: Eukaryota; Metazoa; Arthropoda; Insecta; Lepidoptera; Erebidae.
AUGGCAUUCAAGUUGGUAGUUCUCUCGUGCCUUCUGGCUCUCGUCCACGGUAGCGCUGUUCCAGCAGCUAUUGCAGCUGCGCCUGUAGCUUACGCUGCGCCUGCCGUUGCAGCUAGGCUUGAAGAGUUCGACCCUUUGCCGCAGUACAGAUUUGCUGCUCGAUAUGCCAGCGCACCCGUUGCUACCCCGGUGGUAGCUGCCCGAUAUGCCACUGCGCCUGUUGCAGCGCCGGUUGUAGCUGCCCAAUAUGCCACCGCACCUGUAGCUGCCCGAUAUGACACCGCUCCCAUCGCCGCUCCAGUUGUAGCUGCCCGAUACGCAGCCGCACCUGUUGCUUAUGCUCAAUAUGCCCCAUACGUUGCUCGCUCCGUGCCUGUAGCUGCCGCAUAUAGAGCUGCAUAUACUGCUUCGGUGGCUCCUGCCUACAGUGCUCCUGUAGUGGUAGGUUAA